UGCUUCAAGGUGCUUCCUGCGUGCUAACCACACUGUCAUCGCAGGAUGGUAACAGUAGCAUCAUUUGAAAAUGUGCAUGUUUUUUUUUGUAUGACUUGUUAUUGAAAACUAUUUUAGUCUUUGACAUGUGAACAACUCAUAAUGAUAUGAAAAUGUAUUGAACAACGAUUGUAAUUUAAUUAAAAAAAGAUACUUGAGAAAAUGCAUCAAAUGUUAUGUAAUGUUGUCAAUAUCCAAUUAGUCAUGCUCAGGACUAAGAUGUGUUAUUCUCUCGUUGGACAUUGGCAGCACACACACACACACACACUAGGUACUUAAGUCCUUCUGUCAGUAGUACAGCAGCUUACUGCUUCACCCAGCCAAUCACCACCUAGAACCUGUCUGAAGGGCAACCAGCCCACCCUAAAACACAUUUACUGCUUUCAGUCUCUGAACUGCUUAGUUACACACAAACUUCUGGAGGUGGAAGAAGAGCAUCACUUGAAGAUCUUGGAUUUAUUCCCAAACAAGUCAACGAUCAUGUUCAAACUGUUGUCAGUGAUCCUGGGCGUGCUGCUCCUAGCCACGAUGGCACCCACCCCCGAGGCCAGACGUGGUGGAGGCUUUAGAGGGGGAGGUGGAGGCGGCAGACCGGUCUACAGAGCCCCACCUCCAAGGAGCAGUGGACCCAGCACCGGUAAAAUAGCUGGAGCAGCGGCAGUGGGGGCCAUCGGAGGAACCAUGCUGGGCUCUGCCCUGAGCCGCCCCGGGUACGGCUACGGUGGAGGAUACGGAGGCUAUGGAGGUUAUGGGGGCUUUGGAGGGGGUUACGGCUACCCGAGAGUAGCUGCUGGCCAUGCCUACAAACCAGCGUAUGAGGCGGAGGGCUCUGGAGAUUUGGAGUACUACACUGGAGCGUCGAGUGGACGCAUCUACAGCAGCAUCAUCGUCCUUAUUGGCACCCUGCUGUCUCUGCUGCUCGGACACUGGUCGGCACUGCCAGCCAUGUGAAGAUGCCACUUGAUGCUCGAGCUAUAGAGGCUACACUCAACUGCACCCCCGUGUGGACACAAGGGUGAACUGCUAGAGUGACAUUACAGUAUUAGUACUUCUUAAAUAGCGGGCGGACCGCCCAUUGAGGCCGCGUGUGAUCGUCGGGGACAUGCUUCACACCCCGUUUCAACAAGUUGCACUACAAAACUUGCUCAAUGUAGCCAUUAAUCCUGACUUACCGUAUUUUUCGGACUAUAAGUCGCAGUUUUUUUUCAUAGUUUGGCCGGGCUCCAGUUCGACUUAUAUGUUUUUUUCCUUCUUUAUUAUGCAUUUUCGGCAGGUGCGAUUUAUACUCCGGUGCAACUUAUACUCCGAAAAAUACGGUACCCAUUAGGAUUUUAAAAAAUCAGCACACAUUUUAUUAUUUUUGCAGGUUAUAGAAAAUGGAUGGAUGGAUGUUAUAUAUAUUGUGCUCCUGAGCUUAUUUAAUUAUAAUUGUCAGUAUCAAAUCAAUCAAUCAAUCAAUAUAUAGCCCUAAAUCACAAGUGUCUCAAAGGGCUGCACAAGCCACAACGACAUCCUCGGUACUGAGCCUACAUAAGGGCAAGGAAAAACUCACCCCAGUGGGACGUCGAUGUGAAUGACUAUGAGAAACCUUGGAGAGGACCGCAGAUGUGGGUAACCCCCCCCCCUCUAGGGGAGACCGAAUGCAAUGGAUGUCGAGUGGGUCUGACAUAAUAUUGUAAGAGUCCAGUCCAUAGUGGAUUCAACAUAAUAGUAAGAGUCCAGUCCAUAGUGGGGUCAGCAGGAAACCGCAAAGGACUCACGUCGGUCAAAAAAGUUCGUAUAGUUAAAAUAUAUAUAAGUCAAAGUCAAAUUGAUGCACAUAAAAUAUUUUCUUUUAGAUUAAAAAACAAUGUUAUUAAAGUUAUUCUUUGUUGUAAAUUGAUUGAUAUUUAUUUUUCUUUAGUGUUAAUAAGAAUAAAGUGUUAUGCAGAGAUCUACUUAUCUUAUUUUAUUGAAAAAUGACACGGGUGGGGCAAAAGGAAACAAGAAUUAUUGCAGUAGAUUCUCGCAGCCAAUCUUCAUGUUACUACUUUGUAAUACCAUCAAUAAGAACAAUAACGGCAUGGCGCCGUUGGGAGAGUGGCCGUGCCAGCAACCUGAGUGUUCCUGGUUCGAUCCCCACCUACUACCAACCUCGUCACGUCCUUUGUGUCCUUGAGCAAGACACUUCACCCUUGCUCCUGAUGGGUCGUGGUUAGGGCCUUGCAUGGCAGCUCCCGCCAUCAGUGUGUGAAUGUGUGUGUGAAUGGGUGAAUGUGGAAAUAGUGUCAAAGCGCUUUGAGUACCUUGAAGGUAGAAAAGCGCUAUACAAGUAUAACCCAUUUAAUAAUAAUAAAUGUAUUGCAUAUAUUGGAGUGUUUCUUCCUACGCUAUGUUGUGACAUUUCCAGCUCAUUUUGUCAUCUAGUAUGACCUCUAAAAUUGUUUUCAUUUCAUUAGCAUCGGUGCUUGUGUCUUUUCAACUAUAAUCAAAUAAGAUUUGACUUGCUUGUGACUCCAACAACAUACUUUUUAUGUGCAUUUUUACCUGAAAACAUGUAGUCCUGUAAUCUGCAAAUAAUACUAAGUCUUUUUCUUUUGGUUUACAGAGAUGACUUAUCAAUAAUGAAUAAUCAUAUAAACCAGGGGUGACAAACGUACGGCCCAUGGGCCGGAUCUGGCCCGCGAACAAGUUUUAUCCGGCCUGCGAAAUGAGUUUGCUAAGUACAAAAAUGAGCAGUAAUUUUUUUUAGUGACAAAAAUUGCUGUUCUAAAUGUGUCCACUGGAUGUCGCAAUAGCAAUUCUUGGUAUCCGCAGCCACGAGAGCAGGCGUGACGACAUGCUCACGCUGCUUAUUAGUGAUAGUAUACAAAAUGUGGAGUUAUUUUCAUGCCAUAUUGUCAACGAUGCUGUUGGUAAUAUAACCUGUGACAUUUAUGCCCCAAUAAAUGCGUUUAAUAAUCUGUA
This is a messenger RNA of Nerophis lumbriciformis (worm pipefish), 2985 nucleotides long. RefSeq names its product shadow of prion protein 2 (gene sprn2). Lineage: Eukaryota; Metazoa; Chordata; Actinopteri; Syngnathiformes; Syngnathidae. The record is from RefSeq and is a predicted model, not a curated record.